AUGCGCACCCCUAGCCUCUGCCCCCGAGAGGCUAGCAACCGGGCCUGCCGGCGUCUGAUUGGCUGCGCAGUGCCCGGCAGAGCUGCCGAAGGCGCCACCUGUUACGGAUUAAAUCUCAUGUGCCAAGUCCCGGAGCACGAGGCCGUGCAAGCUAUGUUCUGCCGCAACAUGUGUCGCUGCCUGUUUCCCCGGGGCGUAUUAAAUGAGGUGAAACAGCCUCAGGCAAGGCCGGGCAUAGAGGAGGUGACUGGCAAAUGUUUGUUGAAACGGUUUGGUAGGGUCAGUCCUUUCCCGCCUCGUCACGUGUCUCACUCUUCUCGUUUAUUCUCCCGCAGCGCUCCAGGCAGCCCCUCCCCACGGGGCUCUCCUUGCACCAGCCAAGCUUCUCGAAAGGCCUGUCUACACUCGCUGUCUUCCUUCCUCACCUCCAAUUUUCUCUUCAACCCACUGCUUCCUGACUUGUUCUGCUCCGUCGAACGGCUCUCACUCAGCCACGCCGCAGGUCAGCCCUGUCCCUGGCACGCGGGCCGCAACCUGGUUGGGUCGGCCGGAGAACCAGACGGAAGAGGCGGGAGAAGCCCCCGGAGGAGCGCCACCCUGCACCCAGCCUUCCUUCCCGAUGCUCGCCUGGCGUCUCGCGCCCAGCGCCGUGCCUCUCCGCUCCUUCCUGGCUCCGGUCGAAGCCGCCAUCUGGAAUUCUCCACGGAAGAGACCUCGACGCGCGACCCGGCACCCUCCGGCUUUCAAAUCGGCAGACUAGGACGGAAGUGCCCUUGUGAGCUGGGGGGCCCUUCAAAGGGCCGAGGAAAAAACGCGGGCCGAGGGACCAGCCUCUCAAACGGGCUUCGAGCUCCAAUGACCUUCGCUCACCCCCUUGAAAUGUCUGGAAAACAGAAUGGGCAGAUUUUCUGUCUUCAAAGUUUCCGGCUAAGUCUCUUCAAGUUCUUUAUUGUUUGGGACUGAGACACUCAGCAAUGGUAAUGGGUAGUUGCUUUUGUAUCGGCCUUGAAAGGCCCAAAUAUUUUCAUAUUGCUACAGACAAAGCCGUCUAUUUAGAAAUGAAUGCCAUGUCUGUCGUUUCCCACUGGGGAGACUGUGUA
Felis catus (domestic cat) is the source of this 1100-nucleotide messenger RNA. RefSeq lists its product as uncharacterized. NCBI's taxonomy places the organism in Eukaryota, Metazoa, Chordata, Mammalia, Carnivora, Felidae. The record is from RefSeq and is a predicted model, not a curated record. The transcript has 8 exons. Bases 1 to 963 code for a protein of 320 amino acids.